CUGGGCAUAAGUAACAGCCAUCGGAUAGGUACUGAAGGAAUGGUGGUGUCGUGGAAACAGGCAAGAGAGGGGAAGGAAAUAGUGAAACUUUUUAGAAGUAGCGCUUUUACCAUCCGGGCACAUCUGAGCGUCAUCAUGGGGCAGGCUGAGUCUCAGUGGGGAAAUACGCAGUCGGCGAAUGAGGGUGUGUUGACACACUGCUAAAUCGCUGCCUUUUUACUAAAGUGCAGCGACUAGGUGAAGUCAUAUCUCAGUGUAAACAUUUCCGGCUGUGGUUGGACUGUGUGGACACGAUGCAAAUUUCUCCGGCACCACUUCAUGUACCCCGUUCUGUUUCCCUUGCUUGGGCAAUUACAAAUUCAAAAAGAGCUCAGCUGAUCCGGCAAGAAACAAAACCGACCAGCUUUUGUGAGUGAGUCAGAAAUGGGGAAGUGCCGUUCUUCCGUGUUCGAGUUGGACACAAGGCAACUCUUUCGGAUUGUUCUGUGAGUUAGGGGCCGUUCUGGGUCAGCCCCUGGCCGCUGGCUUUCUAUCAGAUGAAACAGGCGUCAGGUUGCAAUCGAAGAGAAUGGGGAAGUGUCGUAAACUGCUCUCCCUCGUCGAAAUCCUUGUAGGUUUGCACCAGAUUGCCGGUGCCUUCUACGACACUGCGCUGUUGAUGCUGGUCCACGAACGCUCCAGAUCCAAUUCCACAACAGCUGCAAGCCGGGACCAGCAGCAAGGCGCAAUCUCCCAGUUCUACAUGAUCUACAACCUCCUGUUAAGGCUGAGUCCUCUGCUGUUCACUUUCUUCCUAGCCAAACUGGGAGAUCAAAAAUCCAGGAAAAUCACCCUUUGGGUACCCCUGCUGGGGUACCUGGUGUCCAGGUCUCUGUUGCUCUUUGUGAUCCUUUUUGAUCUGCCCCUGCAGGUGAUGUUUGUUACUGCUGUCCUGAAUGGUCUGAGCGGGGGGUUUACUGCUUUCUGGCCUGGGGUCAUGGCAGUGGCCUCAGACACCUCCUCACAGGAGAAGAGAUCCAUCAGACUUAGCAGAGUUGAGCUGGCCUAUGGAGUCGCAGGGAUGGUUGGCAGUAUCGCAUCCGGUCACCUCUUUAUCCAUUUGGACAUCUCACAUGCCCAGGGUGCUGGGCUGACAGCCUGCAGCUGUGUUUUUUAUGCUCUAAGCUUAGUUUAUAGUAUCUUUGGGCUAAAGCCCACACAGAUUGGAGCUGGUGGCGACGGCAGCCUGUUAGAUCAAGGAGAGCAGGAAAAUAAUGUUCGAGUUCCACGAAAUACAGCUUGGAGUCAAUGUCAAGACGAAAGCUCAAUGUUAUUGCCUAAUCAGAACAAUGCAAGGAUUCAGGGUAUUCUCGGAGGUAAUGUGCCCGUGGAUAAGAUCACACUCUCACUGCUGUUCACAGCUGGAGUUUUGUAUGGUUUGGGUGUGACUGGUGGAGUGGAUGUGUUGCCCAUAUUUGUACUAAAGGACCCGCUGAAUUGGAAUGCUGUCUGGGUCGGUUAUGGCAAUGCAAUGGGGUAUGCUAUCUUCCUCACCAGCUUCCUGGGAGUUUGCGCUUCUUCCAAAUAUUUGAGCGAUACGUCUUUGAUUGUGUUGGGAAUGGCGUCAUUUUCCAUUGGGAUGUUGAUCAUGGCCUUCACAAAGUGGACAUUCCUUUACUUUGUUGCUCGAGUUGUGAUGAUGUUUGCCCUUAUUCCACUGCCUACAAUACGAUCUGUGAUUUCCAAGCAAAUGAAAGACAACUCAUACGGAAAGCUGUUUGCCAUACUUGAGAUUUUACUCACCGUGACUGGAGUCAUUGCUUCAAUCAUAUUCCUAACCAUUUACAAGUCAACAAAAGACUGGUACCCAUCCAUCUCUUUUGGUCUGUCUUCUGUCAUCAGUUGCCUGGGAAUCAUUCCCAUGAUCUUUGUGGAACGCAGAUUGCAGGACGUCCUGUAACACUGGUGUGAAACCCAGACAUGAGAUGUGACGAACGAAGAAUGUACAUAGUGCAAUUAUUGUACCAGAAUAUAAUCAAGGUUUCCUUGCCACCAGAAAACUCUUACCAUCAUAAUGCACAGGAUAAGAUUGGGGUAAUUUGUUCCCUUUAAGAUAUUACUCCAAUGUUCAUACCCCUACUUCGAAAUGCCUGAAAAGCAUGUCACCUCCAAAAGCUGACAGUGUAACGUGUGAUGAUACUAUAAGUUUCAGAAGUGUAUUGUUUUGUGUGAAGAAAGUUUGGAGGUAUCAAUUGGUCUACUCAAAGCCAGUAAAAUAUGCAGCUUAAAUGAGGCUGCAGGUUUAUUUAAGUUAGAACAAUAGAAGCAGUAUGAAUGGGUGGGGUCAAGCUCCCAAAGGAUCAGCAUUUUUAGUUUUAGCUUUCUCUUUUGGUGGAAUGUUGAAGUGUAUAGGGGAGCUCUUAUUCCUGUUACAGCUAGAGUCCUCUUCUAGAUACUAGAAUUGCCUGUGAGACACUGAAAUCCUGUGUCAGGAGUGUAUUUAUGGGAUAUCAUAUUGGAACAGAUAAAUAGUGAUUAAUGUACAUGUUUUAUUAAGCCAAUUUUUAAAAAUUAUCGUUUGUAUUUUAAAGUACAGUGCUAAUAUAAGAGAGUGCUUUGUUUAAAGUUGAGUUGCUUGCCCAAUGGAAUGGCAUGUGGAAGGCAAUACUCUAUUUUUAAAAAUAAAAAAGGGUAUGGUCCAGGCCAUCUUAAUAUUUUGAGGGGGUUUGGUCUGGUCCAUGACAAAUUGGGGGUUUAUCUGUGAUCAACAUUUCUAACUCCGGGUUGGGUUUAGGAUCAUUAGAUUCGAAAGGCAGCAAGUGGGGAGGGUGGGUUGGUUGUGUGUACCUUGUAGGAGAGUGGCUCUUUCAGCAAUUAAGAGUGUCCUGAGAGUGGAAGUCAUCACUGAGAGAGUUUUACAGCAAGGGAACAAGGCAAGGCAAAACUUUUGAAAUUGGCAGAUAAAGUGAGGAGUCAAGACUGUUUAAAUCAGAUGGUUGAUAAAAUAAAAACAAACAAGAUUAUGGGAGACAAAGUGGAUGUUUUUAGUGGGGAGAAAUUAAUUACAAAAGAUUACAAAGUUACAUCAAAAAGCAUACACAGAAGAAUCAGUGUGUACCAGCUAAAGAGAUUCUGGAAGAGUUACUCAAUAUUUUACAAGAUAUGCACUAUGGACAGAAAUACAAGCAGACCAAGGGUCAAAUAUUAUGCGAAGUUAUUCAAGCAAGUUAUGGAUAGUUUAGGAAUGAAACAACUCAAAUCCACUGCAUACCAUCCAGGAACACAGGGAGCAUUAGAAUGGUAGCAUCAAACUUUAAAGGACCACGAAGGCUUAUAGUCAAGACUAGCCAGAGGAUUAGGAUAAAGGAAUUCCAUUUUCACUACGUGCAAAAAAACACAAACUAAAUUCAGUCCAUUUGAAUUAGAUUUUUGGGCAAGUAGUGAGAGGACCACUGAAAUUAGGGAUAAAUUGGUGAGUCAGAGACCACACAUCUGGAGUGUCAAAUUUUAGAGAACAGUAAAUGGAGUGGGUGAGUUUGCUAAACAUUUGAAAUUAGGGAAGCAGACAAGACAUCAAAAAAUGCACACUACACGAGUGGAGAUGAAGUGUUGUGUUAUUCCCAGUGGUAGGUGAACUGUUACAAGCAAGGUUUAGUAGGCCUUAUCAAAUUGAAGGAAAAUGGGAGGGAGGUGAAUUAUUUGACAAGAAUGCCAGCAAGGUAGAAAACCUCACGUGAAUAUGGUAGAGGUGUUUUUAUUGGGAAAGAAAGCAAAAAAGAAUAUAUUGCUAGUUAUAACAGAAUAAAGAACUAAGAUCAGAUAUUCUUAAUUGGGCAUUCCUUGAAUUGAAUUGGACAAUGAGGAAGUUCAAGUCAGGAUAAAUUGAGUUACUUUCCAGAAGAAAAGCUAAGUGACCGGAAAGCAUUAUUACAAAUCACAUGCUAAGAAAUGCAGGUGUAAAGCUGGGAAGUGCAAAACUAAGUUAUGCAUGUAGACAUGGGAGUUGUUGUUCCAAUUAAGCAACAUCCUUAUAGAGACUUAACCCUCUAAAGUUGGCACAGGUUUAAAAGGGAGAUUGAUUAAAUUGUCUUUGAGUAUGCAUUCAAAAAGUGAGUUGCAGUGAAUGGAGCUCACCCAUAGGUAAAUGGUGCCAAAACAGCUGGUACUUCAUUGUGUAGACCAUCACAAAGUCAAUACACAAAAAUCUACCUUUGCCAAAGGCAUUUAUGGGAUGUAACUGUAUUAGAACAGUUAAUUUUUAGUACUUAAUUUGUUAAGCGUUCAACUAGAGUUAGUUAAGCCAGUUUAUUUCAUCUAGCUAUUAACUCAUGUAAAAGUAUGUGUUUUGUUUAAAGUAGUUUGACCAAUCAAAUUGCAGCAUGUUACACUGAUGUUUAAAAUACAAUAAAAUCAGGGUCUAUUCAAUAUAUUUGAGGGGGUUUAAGUCUGAUCCAUCACCAAAUCUCAAAAUCUUAGUUUUCAGUUUGCAUUCCACGUUAUCCACAGUACCAGGAGCAUCUUGCACAUUUACACUUCAGUCUACAUGCAGUAGAAUACUUUGACAAGGUUGUGGUGUUGAGUAACAAUGCAUCUCAGCACUUACUACAUGGGCAAAAAUCAAACUCGAGGGGAUGCAUAUAUCCAGAUCCUCGUCUCGAAACGCAUUCUAAACCACCAUAAGUUUCACUACAUCAAACUUGUAAUGAGUUAGCUUUAAAACACAAUGUAAAGGGUUAAAGUUGCAUAACAUACUGACUGGCUCCCCACUUCAUGUCAACCCUGGUGCAUUUCAAUGUUAAAAUCAAGUUUGAAACACUGGGGGAAAAAAAACAAAAAUUGUUACCAGUCUCUGGAAAAGUUAUUAAUUUUACAAAUGUGAACAUUAUGCUUUGUUUUUCAAACAUUUUAAUUUUUGGC
Stegostoma tigrinum is the source of this 4896-nucleotide messenger RNA. Its product is annotated as thymic stromal cotransporter homolog. Gene Ontology annotation, cellular component: membrane. The transcript has 4 exons. The record is from RefSeq and is a predicted model, not a curated record. Gene Ontology annotation, biological process: transmembrane transport. Gene Ontology annotation, molecular function: transmembrane transporter activity. Bases 569 to 1939 code for a protein of 456 amino acids. NCBI's taxonomy places the organism in Eukaryota, Metazoa, Chordata, Chondrichthyes, Orectolobiformes, Stegostomatidae.